This is a messenger RNA of Hermetia illucens (black soldier fly), 1448 nucleotides long. Its product is annotated as probable medium-chain specific acyl-CoA dehydrogenase, mitochondrial. The transcript has 4 exons. The record is from RefSeq and is a predicted model, not a curated record. Gene Ontology annotation, molecular function: medium-chain fatty acyl-CoA dehydrogenase activity; flavin adenine dinucleotide binding. Gene Ontology annotation, biological process: medium-chain fatty acid catabolic process; fatty acid beta-oxidation. Gene Ontology annotation, cellular component: mitochondrion. Lineage: Eukaryota; Metazoa; Arthropoda; Insecta; Diptera; Stratiomyidae. Bases 147 to 1400 code for a protein of 417 amino acids.
UUCUAACUUGACGUUCAGUUGGGAAGUGAAUGGAGUAGUGUCAGCUUCGCAGGUUGGUUCAGGUGUGAGUACUACAUUUGCCGGUUCGCACGACCCACUUCACGGAUUUUUCAUUGAUCAACACGACCCUCGUAUAACAGCCAACGAUGUCAUUCACGGCUCUCAAACCCAUCUUACCCUUUGUGGGUAGACGAACAACGAAAUGUCUACAAAGGACAUUUGCAACACAAGGAUUUUCAUUAAACUUAACCGAUGAACAACGGGAAAUGCAAGCGGUAGCACGCAAGUUUGCGCGUGAAGAAAUAGCACCAAACGCUGCUAAAUAUGAUAAAAGCGGCGAAUUUCCAUGGGAUAUCGUUAAAAAGGCACACAGUAUUGGGUUAAUGAAUGGGCACAUUCCUCAGGAAAUUGGUGGACUAGGAUUGAAAACUUUCGACGGCUGCUUAGUCACGGAAGAACUUGCUUGGGGUUGUACCGGCAUUCUACUAGCCAUUGAAGGAACUGGUCUUGGGCAAACACCAGUAAUUCUCGCUGGAACUCCAGAACAAAAGAAAAAAUACUUAGGAAGGUUGCUUGAGGAACCCCUCCUAGCUGCAUACUGUGUCACAGAACCAGGAGCGGGAUCCGAUGUCAACGGGGUUAAAACGAAGGCUGAAAAGAAAGGAGACGAAUACAUCCUCAACGGCCAAAAAAUGUGGAUCACCAAUGGUGGAGUAGCUAAUUGGUACUUUGUUUUGGCACGUACAGAUCCAAAUCCCAAAGCCCCAGCUUCAAAAGCUUUUACUGCAUUCAUUGUGGAUAAAGAUACCCCCGGAAUUACCCCUGGACGAAAGGAACUCAACAUGGGUCAACGUGCUUCUGACACCCGUGGUAUCACUUUCGAAGACGUUCGCGUUCCAAAAGAGAACGUACUUGUUGGUGAAGGUGCUGGCUUUAAAAUCGCUAUGGGUACUUUCGACAAAACGCGGCCACCCGUUGCAGCUGCUGCAGUAGGUUUAGCACAACGUGCUCUGGAUGAAGCAACUAAAUAUUCACUGGAACGCAAAACAUUUGGAGUACCAAUUGCAACACACCAGGCUGUUGCAUUUAUGUUAGCUGACAUGGCCAUGGGUGUUGAAACAGGACGUUUGUCGUGGAUGCGAGCAUGCAACUUGGUUGAUACUAACAAUCCGCAAAAGAGCAUGGCCGCAUCAAUUGCCAAAUGUUUUACAGCAGAUAUGGCGAAUCGUGUGGCCAGUGAUGCUGUUCAAAUAUUUGGUGGUAAUGGUUUCAAUUCCGAAUACCCAGUUGAGAAACUUAUGCGUGAUGCGAAGAUUUAUCAAAUCUACGAAGGAACAACACAAAUCCAACGGCUAAUCAUUUCUAGGGAACUUAUCGAAGCCGAGAAGAGAAAAGCUUAAAACGUAAUCUGAUGUGAUAUUUUUAAAUAAAGAUCUUUUCUAAAACAA